Molecule: messenger RNA, 867 nt
Organism: Trichobilharzia szidati
Lineage: Eukaryota; Metazoa; Platyhelminthes; Trematoda; Strigeidida; Schistosomatidae
Source: the annotation of a GenBank genome assembly
GAAUCAUUGUACAGUCGUUAAAAACCGCAAACAUGGACGGUAUCUGUAGUCAUACGUAUCGCAUUAGGAAACUUCUCUGCAACUGAAUGCUACAAAGAAGUCAACAGUUCGAAUAGGUACAUGUAGCCAAAUUAUAAUUUAACCAAACACUAGCCCCCGAAUGUGUUGUUGGAUAAGGCGUGAAAUUAAAGAUUGUGCUGGCUUUCUCAAUAAGUGUAACGAUGUCAUCUUUCUUGGGAACAAAAUAUGUCCAACUGUAAAUUUGGUUUAUUUCGGUGGAGAUGUACAAGAUUACGAACAAAAUAUGCACAAAAAUAAUUUCAGUAGUCAAUAUAUUAAAUGGAGUUUGGAAAAUACUGCUGAAAUUUUAUAUGAACGAUUCACUAAUCAAUUUAGUUGUAGUAAUCCUCAUAUAUGGAUUAUUCGACCUUCACAUUGGAUAGCUGAUUCAAUAGCAUGUUAUCCUAACUUUUUACCGUUUACAAAACCCGGUAUACCAUUGUUUGAAAGUGAUGAAAUAUGCAAAUUUAGAGCAAUAAGACAUUUAAACGCUUUACUGUUGAAUGCUGUUAAACAGUUGGCUGAUGGUGAAUGUCGUCAUGGAAAUUGUCAAUUGUCUAAUAUUCCAUUACGAUUGAUUGGUUUCAGUAAAGGAUGUUGUGUGCUAACUGAAUUGAUCUAUGAAUAUUCAUUAUUAUUAUGUAGUACUAAAGAAAAAUCCGGUAAUUUUAUAACAACUACUGUCAUUGGGGAAACUGAUGAACUUUGUAAAAAUCUGUCACAUAUUUAUUGGUUAGAUUCUGGACAUUCAGGUAUACAUCAUCAAUGGCCAGUUUCAAAUGUCUAUCUGUCUUUAUUGCAAUCAUC